AUGAACGUCAGUCAGGUAGCCGAGACCGACUCGUUGGCGAGCCCAGCAGUAACGGCGUACGAGCCUCCACCCAAGAUAGCAGAUUUACACCGGGAUCCAGACCUCCACACUCCGCCGCACUCCCAAAGCCAACCAUACGCCCAAAGCCAACCACACACCCAACCCCACCCACAAACCCAGCAGCCGAAAGAACCACAACCAGACCGCGAACGCCGCUUCGAAUGCCCCGAAUGUGCCAAACGGUUUCUGCGACGGCAGGACCUCAGCCGCCAUUCUGCCACGCACCUCAACGGCUUCAAACCUUUCCACUGCGAUCAUUGUGGGACGGGGUUCACUCGCCAGGACGCGUUGCAUAGGCACGGCAAGGCGAAGAAAUGUGCAGAGAAGCGCAGCUUGAGCAACGAUUCGCAGAUGGACUGA
Fimicolochytrium jonesii is the source of this 420-nucleotide messenger RNA. RefSeq lists its product as uncharacterized. The transcript has a single exon. Gene Ontology annotation, cellular component: nucleus. Lineage: Eukaryota; Fungi; Chytridiomycota; Chytridiomycetes; Spizellomycetales; Powellomycetaceae. Bases 1 to 420 code for a protein of 139 amino acids. Gene Ontology annotation, biological process: regulation of transcription by RNA polymerase II. Gene Ontology annotation, molecular function: RNA polymerase II cis-regulatory region sequence-specific DNA binding; DNA-binding transcription activator activity, RNA polymerase II-specific. The record is from RefSeq and is a predicted model, not a curated record.